AGGAAGCGGAAAUGCGUGUCUAUAUUAAAAGCAUCGCCCCGCCCCCGCCGUGCCUCUUUCCGUCUCCGGCCACCGAGAAGUGAGGAGCUGCCGCCAUGUCCGCGCAUCUGCAAUGGAUGGUCGUGCGGAACUGCUCUAGCUUCUUGAUCAAGAGGAACAAGCAGACGUACAGCACCGAACCCAAUAACCUGAAGGCCCGCAACUCCUUCCGCUACAAUGGACUGAUUCACCGCAAGACAGUGGGCGUGGAGCCAGCGGCCGACGGCAAAGGUGUCGUGGUGGUGAUGAAGCGGAGAUCCGGCCAGCGAAAGCCAGCCACUUCCUACGUUCGGACCACCAUCAACAAAAACGCUCGGGCCACCCUCAGCAGCAUCCGUCACAUGAUCCGAAAGAACAAGUACCGCCCAGAUCUGCGCAUGGCCGCCAUCCGCAGAGCCAGCGCCAUCCUGCGCAGCCAGAAGCCUGUGAUGGUGAAGAGGAAGCGGACCCGCCCCACCAAGAGCUCCUGAGCAGCCCCUUCCCAGAGCAAUAAAGAUGUCAGCCAACUUUUCUCAA
Molecule: messenger RNA, 555 nt
Organism: Camelus dromedarius (Arabian camel)
Lineage: Eukaryota; Metazoa; Chordata; Mammalia; Artiodactyla; Camelidae
Gene: RPL28
Product: ribosomal protein L28
Exons: 5
Coding region: 96-509 (137 amino acids)
Biological process (GO): translation
Cellular component (GO): cytosolic large ribosomal subunit; ribosome
Molecular function (GO): structural constituent of ribosome
Source: RefSeq, a predicted model, not a curated record